UAAUGGCAAGUGGGCAGUUCAAUGUCGAAUGCUUGUGAAAUUGUUGUAUUUUGAAUUAUUGUAUUAUGUUUGUUUUAGUUAAAGAUGAAGAGAAAUUUGUGUUGUUACCCGUCAAGAAAUUUUACACAGUAGGACGACUUUCGACUGAUUUGGUACUCAAGGACGACCUUAGUAUAAGCCGCACCCAUGUUCGGCUCCAUCUACCCCAAACGGGGACGGAUCAGGAGCUAAGAAUAGAGGAUCUUGGCUCUAAAUAUGGGACAUUCCUAAACGCUGACAUUGCCAAAAACAAAAAAAUGGAAGCCAAGGUUCUAGUGCCGGUUAAAGUGGGAUCAUCAGUUCGGUUCGGAGCCAUGUCCAGUGUCUGGAAUGUUACCCAGUUAAAUCUGGUAACGGCCACAUCGUCACUAACGCGUUCCCAAAUACAAGAACUUGAGCAAUUGCUUAUGCCUUUGGGCGGGUCUGUGGUUCAAAACUGGACAGAUCAAUGCAAUUACUUGACCAUGAAUGACGCUUCAGUCACAUUAAAGCUUCUGCACGCUCUGCUAGAUCAUACACUAAUUGUCACAUGCUCGUUUUGGCGUGAUCUGCUUGAAGCUGCUCGACGCGUUCAUGUCACAGAUGGAUGGCCCCAACCGCAGGACUAUCAGCCAACCAAUCUAGAUGUUAAGUGGCGUCCAGAACGAACCAAAUUGUUUGAAGGCAAAACAUUUGUCUUUAUGAACCGCAAACACUUUGAUAUGUACGGUUUAGUGGUGCAAAAGGCCGGCGGUGCCUGCAAGGAUCUCAUCUCUGGUGUACGCAAAACUUUUUUAACGAAAAAGGAUGUGAUUGUCAUCCAAUAUGUGCCAUCGACUCAAUCACAGGCCACAGAGACUAUUAACAGUAUCCAGGAAAUUUUGGAACAGGCCGGUUUACGUAUAAUCCAAGAAUACGAAAUCGGCAUGGCCCUGAUAAAUUGCUCAACCAAGGAGUUUUGCAAUCCAGCUCAGAGUCUUGUUUUCGAUUCCAUGCCCACAACGGAAUCCAUGACCUCAUCUCUGGCAGCCAAUUCAUCGAUUAUUGUACCCAAUACCGAACAGGCUCAGGGAUCUAAAUGUAACGUAAAAAAAGCCACAGUCGAAGUGGUGAUCUCGGACUCGGAUGACGAUGGUAACAAUCCAGAAUCAAAGUCAAAACGACCUAAGAGAAUCACAGCCACAAGUACACAGAAGGCUGUGCUCAAACGUAAUCCAUCACAGUUUGUGAGUUCAUCCGACGAAGAUGAGCCCAAAAAACAGACGUCACAAAUGACGAGAAAACGAAAGAUCUCGGAUAACUGUGCUAGUUUGGUGAAUUCCCCUGACGAGGAUAAAAAUGUUAGCAAACCUAAAAAGCAAAAAUCAAAUAAUAUUAUGUUUGUUGAUUCCUCUUCGGAUAAUGAUGAUACUGAUGACGAAAGGAAGAUGAAAUCAGUGCCACCUCCUAAAAAGACACAAAAAACUAAAGCAAAUGAGCCAGCUCUAGCAGAGAAUUCAGAGAAAAAACGAAAGAUUGCCCCUGCCCAGCCAAGACGUUCCCCUCGUUCUGUGAAGGCAACAACAACGGAGCCGGAGAAACAACUUAACUUAAUAGCGGCACAAGAGCCGAAUGAAAGUCAUAGUGAUGAGGAGAACCUUUUCCAAUUUAAAACCACAAAAACAAAUAAUUUUCCUGCUGUAAAAGAAAAGCCCGUCGAGCAACCACCACCUCGUAUUAGUGUCCGUAACUUUUUGGAAAAGUCUCAGAAUCGUUCGGUCGUCGAGUCUUCUGAGCGUCAUCGUCAGGCCCAACCAGCUUCACAAUCAGAGUCGCGCAAGCGCCUACGUUUAGAGCUCUUAAAUGAAAGCGACAGUGGCAAUGAAGACAAUUUAUUUGACUUUGGUGAAAGCAAGAAACAGAAGCGAAAUUUAAUGCUAAAUGUUAGUGGAGAAGAUUCCAAUGACGAUGGGCUCUUUAAUUUUCAAACUAAAGCUAGACCCGAUCAGAGCAGCUAUGAUAAACAAGGAGAUCAGGAUUCCAUAUGCACCGAACCAUUUUUACCCAAUGCAAAAGUCGAGGUGAAGAAAUCAAAGUAUGUAGUGCCCCAGCCACAGCUAAAGUCACGUGAAGUCAAUGUCAGUGGCUGGUUAUCGUGUGGCGGGCCACACGGUAAGCUCAAGCUUGAACCAAAUCAAAGCCUUGAAGGUAAAUCACUUCCAGAUACUUUACUUAAAGUAAAGCACGAGAUUGGAAUGGGUGUAAAGGAAGAAAUGAUCGAUGAUACUACAGAGGCAUGGGUUCUCUCGAUGAAGGAUAGCAUUCAGGUGCAAAUGUGUAGCUUAAAUAUCAGCUCACGUUUACCUGAAGGGGUGGAUGCCACUGCCAAUGAAGUUUCUACAAUCGACAAGUACACUGGCCGCAAAAACUUUAAGAAAUUUGUUAGGAAAACCAAUCUGCAUCCACAGAAGCGUAUUUUGGAAAUGAAGCGACUGCAAUUGGCCGACGGCAUGGUGGCUCCCGUCUAACACGGAUAAUUUUCAACAAUUUUUUUUUCAUUUUUCUUUAAUGUUUUAUGUUUUUUAUUUUGCUGCUAAUAAACUUACGAAAAAUGGUUAAA
Molecule: messenger RNA, 2617 nt
Organism: Drosophila willistoni
Lineage: Eukaryota; Metazoa; Arthropoda; Insecta; Diptera; Drosophilidae
Product: nibrin
Exons: 4
Coding region: 66-2525 (819 amino acids)
Biological process (GO): mitotic G2 DNA damage checkpoint signaling; double-strand break repair via homologous recombination
Cellular component (GO): Mre11 complex
Molecular function (GO): damaged DNA binding; protein binding
Source: RefSeq, a predicted model, not a curated record